AUGAAGAAGGGAGUGGUUAUUUUAGUUCUCUUAAGUAUUGGAUUAGUUUAUGGAUAUAUUUUACCUUUGGGUGGUUUGGAGCUUGAUCUAUUAAGGGAAACAACAAAUGAGAAUGAAAAUAUAAAAGAAUCACGAGUAAAAAUUACAACGCCUGAACCGGGUCAUACAAAGGAAUUACCCAACAACAGAUCUAAUAUUGACGAGAAUGCCUUAUACGAACAUGCUGCUGUGAAACAAAAUAAUCAAAGUGAAAGAGCGUUUAUAUAUAUCAAUCAAAAGUACAGGAAGCCGAGUCUUCAUCAGUACUUCCGAUUAGCACAAAAUGGACCAGAGUUUUCGCGAAGUUUUCACUUGCCUCCGCCUUUACCUCAAGCUUUUAUACGACGUCGUAAUGAACCCUAUUUUAUAGAGCUUUUGAAACCACCUCUAUUAAGACCUUCAGAUAGAGUAAAUGUUAAGGUUAAAUAUGACGGUAUUUCUGGCCCAAGAUUCUCUCCUCACAACUACAAAAAUAUUCCUUAUCACCCACCGAUUAGAAAUGAACAUAAUUCUAAAGCAAACAUUUUAGUAGACGAACGAAAAAGCGAUACGAGGAAAAAAUAUGGCUUCAGCUCGUAUGUGCUACAUCCUGCUUUCCAAAGUACUGGAAUCAUACAGAAAGUCGAAGAACCUGGCUUUGAAGGAGAACUAAUACUUGAUGAGAAACCCUCACGUUUUCACGAAAAACCCCAAUAUGAGGAUAAACUAUUGGACCAAUAUUUAAGAGACGCUUUGGGAGAACAGGUAACAAGUAAAGAAAAAGAAAUAGUUAAAAAUGACUGUAGUUAUCCUGACUGUGUAUUACAAUCUACAAAACAUUCUUCUAGCAUUACACAUCAAAAAGACACCAAUACGAAUGAAUGUAAAUGUGGACAACGUCUAAAAUUAAAAGCAAAAGAUUUUUUUUUAUCAAAAAACAAACCAGACAGAAGAGAAAAGCAUUUAAAUAAAACAAAUAACACACUAAUAAGGCCACCAUCAGAUUUAGCCUAUUUUAAGGAAAUGAUGUCUCAGACCUCAAAUACAAAAACCCAAGAUGAUGGGUUAGCUUUUAACACUAUCAUCAGAGUGAACAGUACGUUAUAUCAUUAA
Molecule: messenger RNA, 1131 nt
Organism: Arctia plantaginis
Lineage: Eukaryota; Metazoa; Arthropoda; Insecta; Lepidoptera; Erebidae
Source: the annotation of a GenBank genome assembly